AUGCUUGGUACGUUUGCUUCGGUGGAAAAGCGAGUGAUUGGACAGGGAACAUGUGUUGCGUAUAAAAUCUACUCGAAAUCUCAUGGACAGCUUGCUUUUCGGCACUAUAAGCGAGAACUGUGGGCGCUAAAGGAGCUGUCAGUUGCCACUAAAGAAGACUCGGCUCAAAACCAUAUUGUGCAGCUCAUGGAUCAUCAAGAGUUAGCCAACAGUUACCAUCUGAUAUUCCCCUUUUACAGCGAAACAUUAGCAAUGAAGAUGAACAUCCGCACCAAAGAUCCAGAACUAGCAUACCGUUUUCUACAGCAAAUAUCACAGGGCUUGCAGUACAUGCAUCAGCGUAACAUCAUACAUUGCGACUUGAGUCCAAGCAACAUUUUGAUAGACAGUAGCACAGGCUGCAUGUUUAUAUGCGAUUUUGGUUGUGCUCAUUCAGACGCAUGCUCAGAUAGCGGUGAUGGUUUUCUAGCAGAUGAAGAGAUUGGCACAAGAUAUUACAAAGCUCCAGAGCAUUUGUUUGGGUCCAGAGCGUAUACACCAGCGACAGAUGUGUGGUCAUUGGGCGCUAUUUUCUCGGAAAUACUGAUAGGAUACCCUCUAUUUAAUGGUGACAGUGAUAUUGAGCAAAUUGGUAAGCUUGUAUUUCGACUAGGAAAGCCCUCUUUGCAAGUUCAGGCUGAGGAAAUGGCAAACUAUCCUGAUGCCAACAAGCUGAUUUUUUUCGAUGACAAUGACUCUGAUAUGGAUGACUAUUCAGACGAUGAGAGUGAGGAGGAGUUUACAAACACCCGAACAUCUUUAGCUGCUAUUCUGGAACAGGAAAAUGUGCCUCAACUUGGCAGAAAUAUCAUUACCAGCACUUUGACAUGGUCCGUCAAAGAAAGAUUGACUCUACCCCGCUUGAACACUUUACUUUCUUUAUAA
Mucor velutinosus is the source of this 924-nucleotide messenger RNA. RefSeq lists its product as uncharacterized. The transcript is spliced from 4 exons. The record is from RefSeq and is a predicted model, not a curated record. Gene Ontology annotation, molecular function: ATP binding; protein serine/threonine kinase activity. Gene Ontology annotation, biological process: intracellular signal transduction; protein phosphorylation. Bases 1 to 924 code for a protein of 307 amino acids. Gene Ontology annotation, cellular component: cytoplasm; nucleus. Lineage: Eukaryota; Fungi; Mucoromycota; Mucoromycetes; Mucorales; Mucoraceae.